Messenger RNA from Lachancea thermotolerans CBS 6340, 3393 nucleotides. It is a transcript of the gene NEO1, whose product is annotated as aminophospholipid-translocating P4-type ATPase NEO1. The record is from RefSeq and is a predicted model, not a curated record. Gene Ontology annotation, molecular function: magnesium ion binding; ATPase-coupled intramembrane lipid carrier activity; ATP binding. Gene Ontology annotation, cellular component: trans-Golgi network; plasma membrane; endosome. NCBI's taxonomy places the organism in Eukaryota, Fungi, Ascomycota, Saccharomycetes, Saccharomycetales, Saccharomycetaceae. The transcript has a single exon. Bases 1 to 3393 code for a protein of 1130 amino acids. Gene Ontology annotation, biological process: endocytosis; phospholipid translocation; retrograde vesicle-mediated transport, Golgi to endoplasmic reticulum.
AUGUCGUUUACGCCACCUCCGGGAUCUAACAAAGAACCAGCUGCGCCCGCGAACCGCCACAACAGCUUUGACCUGCUUGACCCGCAAUUCGAGGACUCCCUGGACGCCGCUCUAGAGUCCCUACAAAUACAUUCCGAGGGCGCUCCCACAGGCGAAGACUUCGAAAUGAAGAGCAUUGCCAGCAACGAUAAUCACAACGCGGGCCUCCACUCUGAUACACAGCCCCUCAUCAACGAUGGGCUGGGCCCAAACGACUCCUGGUCGCGAGGCUCUCGCAACAGUCACAGCGCCGAACACAGGCAGCCUUUUUGGUCAAGGAUAACCGGUAUUGUACGCUCAUCGAGCACCCCGCGGUCGUCCAAAUACAAAUCAACAGGCAAGUCUAUACAACUUACAGACCAGCAGCUUGAAAGGGAGAUUCACCCUGGAACAACACCGAUCUAUGACAAAUACAAGUAUGCAGCAAACGCUGUGUCCAAUGCAAAGUACAACCCUGUUACUUUCAUCCCAGUAAUACUGUAUGAGCAGUUUAAGUUCUUUUUCAACCUAUACUUUCUAUUGGUCGCGCUAUCGCAAGCCAUUCCAGCACUGCGAAUCGGUUACUUAUCAUCAUACAUCGUGCCACUGGCUUUUGUUCUCAUCGUUACAAUGAGCAAGGAAGCUUUAGAUGACAUACAAAGAAGGCGCAGGGACAGCGAAGCUAAUAACGAGCUUUACGAGGUUCUGAGCAAGUCCCAGCUGGUACCAAGUAAGGACCUAAAAGUCGGAGAUCUCAUCAAAAUAGGCAAGGGCGCCCGGGCUCCAGCAGACUUGAUAUUGCUACAAUCAAGUGAGCCAUCUGGUGAAAUAUUCAUCAAGACCGACCAAUUAGAUGGUGAAACAGACUGGAAGUUGCGUAUCGCUAGUCCCUUAACCCAGCAUCUGUCCCAAGAAGAUCUUCUUCACAAAAUCAACAUUACAGCAUCUGUACCCGAAAAGUCCAUUCACAACUUUUUGGGUAAACUAACUUUCAAUGAUUCUCAAUCUCAACCGCUUUCGGUGGAUAACACUAUGUGGGCCAACACUGUAUUUGCAUCAACCGGAACGGCAGUGGCGUGUGUUGUCUACACGGGUUCCGAUACACGUCAAGCGAUGAACACCACAAUGUCAAGCGUGAAAACCGGCCUUCUGGAGCUCGAAAUCAACAGCUUGUCCAAAAUCCUUUGUGUUUGUGUCUUUAUUCUUUCGGUAGCUCUCGUCGCUUUUGCAGGCUUCAACAAUAGUGAUUGGUACGUGGACAUUAUGAGAUAUCUGAUUCUGUUUUCAACAAUUAUCCCCGUAUCUUUGAGGGUCAACCUAGACUUAGGAAAAUCAGUAUAUGCCUAUCAAAUCGAGCAUGAUGCCACAAUUCCUGAUACUAUUGUGAGGACUAGUACGAUUCCAGAGGAUCUUGGGCGCAUAGAGUAUCUGUUAACCGACAAGACUGGUACUCUGACACAAAAUGACAUGGAACUGAAAAAGCUGCAUCUGGGAACAGUCUCUUAUACCAUGGAUACCAUGGAUAUAGUUACAGAUUAUGUGCGCGGUAUGACAAGUGGCGCAGAUUCGACUGUGCUACCAAGCGCCUCUAAAAAGGAUUUGCCAUCUCGUGUGCGCGAUUUGGUAUUAGCGCUAGCUCUGUGCCACCAGGUCACACCGACGUUCGAAGAUGGCGAACUCACUUACCAAGCAGCGUCUCCCGACGAAAUUGCCAUAGUAAAGUUUACAGAAUCUGUGGGGCUAACGCUUUUCAAGAGAGACCGCCAUUCCAUCACCUUGCUUCACGACCAGUCAGGAUCUUAUUUUGAUUUUGAUAUAGUGCAAGUUUUCCCUUUCAAUUCAGACAACAAAAGAAUGGGUAUUAUAAUCUUCGACAAGCAGAAACAGGAACAUUGGUUCUUCCAAAAAGGUGCAGAUGUCGUCAUGAGCAAAAUUGUGCAAACAAACGAUUGGUUGGAGGAAGAGACCGGUAACUUGGCCCGCGAGGGCCUUCGUACUUUGGUCAUUGGCCGUAAGAAGCUUUCUCAGAAAGUUUUCGACAAUUUCACCAAAGAAUACAAGGACGCUUCUUUAACAAUGCUCAACCGCGAGGCUUUGAUGAGCAAUGUAGUAAAGAAGCACCUUGAACACAAUCUCGAAAUACUUGGUUUGACGGGUGUCGAGGACAAGUUGCAGCACGAUGCGAAAUCUUCCAUCGAACUUCUAAGAAAUGCUGGCAUCAAAAUUUGGAUGCUCACUGGUGACAAGGUUGAGACAGCGCGUUGUGUUUCUAUCAGUGCUAAGCUGGUAUCAAGAGGACAGUACGUACAUACUGUCACCAAAAUUGGAAAGCCUGAAGGUGCUUUGGGCCAGCUGGAACUCCUGAAAAUCAAUCAAAAUUCAUGUCUUUUAAUCGAUGGUGAAUCCUUGGCAACUUACCUUGAAUACUACAGGCAAGAGUUUUUUGAAAUCGUGGUUCACCUGCCCGCUGUCAUUGCAUGCCGCUGUACUCCUCAGCAAAAAGCGGACGUUGCAACCUUCAUUCGCGAGGCGACUGGCAAAAGAGUGUGCUGUAUUGGCGAUGGCGGCAAUGAUGUGAGCAUGAUCCAGGCAGCAGAUGUUGGCGUUGGCAUUGUAGGCAAAGAAGGAAAACAGGCUUCUUUAGCUGCUGACUUUUCCAUUACACAGUUCUGCCACUUGUCAAAGUUGCUUCUGUGGCACGGCCGAAACUCGUACAAGAGGUCCGCCAAGCUAGCUCAAUUUGUGAUACACAGAGGUCUCUUAAUAUCGGUUUGCCAGGCGGUGUAUUCCAUAAGUUCAAAAUUUGAGCCGAUUGCCCUAUACCAAGGAUGGUUGAUGGUGGGAUACGCAACUUGUUACACCAUGGCACCUGUGUUUUCGUUGACUUUAGACCAUGACAUUGACGAAUCUCUCACCAAAACAUACCCAGAAUUAUACAAGGAGUUGACGGCGGGAAAGAGUCUCUCCUACAAGACCUUUUUUGUAUGGGUAGCCCUCUCUGUCUUCCAAGGUUGUGUUAUUCAGGGUUUCUCUCAAGCUUUUACAAGCCUUGAUCAAUUAGAUUUUAAACGGCUAGUCGCCCUCAGUUUCACGGUUCUCAUUAUCAAUGAACUCAUCAUGGUUGCAAUAGAAAUCUAUACGUGGAACAAAACAAUGAUAAUCUGCGAAAUCUUGACGUUCCUUGUUUUCGUGGGCUCUAUCCCUCUCCUUGGAGAUUACUUCGAUUUGCAUUUCAUGACCCAACCAAAUUUUUACGCUAAGUUGGCGCUCAUACUAGGGUUAUCAGUUGUCCCCGUCUGGACUGCGAAGGCUUUGCACAGAAAGCUCAACCCACCCAGCUACGCAAAAGUUCAACAGUUUUACUUUAAUGCUUAA